CCCUUCUGUCAAUCUCGAUUUGUCCCUUUAGUGCUGAACAAACAAUUAAGAAAAGAAAGUACAGACAGAGCUGUAAAACUUAGCAUACAAUAGGCCACCGCGGAGCCGCCUGCGCGCUGAGCGGCCCUUCGGCAAGGGGCCGGCGCACCCCGGCCCCGGGCUGCCGGAGCGGAGGGGCACUAGCCUUGAGGAAAGGGAUUUCACAUAAGGGGGAUCAAGCUGCCAGCACGCCCAGCCUCGGCCCCAGACAACUUCUGCCUAGCGAGGAGCCUGCUUUCAGCAUGCGGCAGCCUGCGGCUGGGACGCUGCGGGACAGACAGACGGACAGACGCGGGCAGGGGGAGCGGAGCGGGCCCUCCUAGCCGGGGCUGCCCGCGGUGGCCGCUCGCCGGUGCCGGGGCCUGAGCGGGGCCCCGGGGCGCGGCCGGAGCGGGGCCCCGGCGCGGAUGCGCCGCGCCGCGCCGCGCCGCGCUGCCUCCCGCCCGGGGCCGCCGCAGCGAGGCGGCCGAGGCCGAUAGGCGGACAGGUGGAGGUACCCGCUCCCUGCUUGCCCUGUCAGCGCCUGCAUCCCAGCCCACCUCCGCGAGCGGGGGGGGAGCAAAGGCAGCGCAGAGGCAGGCAGAGUUGUCUUUCUCCAUAGCUCCCUGCCAAGUGAGCCGGCGCGGACAAGAGGAGAGAACCCCUGCCAUGGAAAAGCUCUCGCUGCAAGGUUUUAGUCGAAGCCUGGCGUGAUCGCAGCAUCUAGGGACCUGUGGUUACCAAUCAAUUGGUACAAUAGAGCAGAGCAAGGCUGCAAUAGCGUGCAGAUCAGACGUCUCGCCUUGUUUCUAGAUAACUGGGAGCCUCUGUACCAUGUCAUAUCCUCAGUUUGGCUACCCUUACUCCUCUGCACCCCAGUUCCUGAUGACCACCAACUCCUUGACGACGUGCUGCGAGUCGGGCGGGCGGCCGCUGGCCGACUCGGGGGCGGCCGCCCCGGCGCAGACCCCCGUCUACUGCCCGGUGUACGAAAGCCGGCUGCUGGCCACCGCCCGCCACGAGCUCAAUUCGGCCGCCGCCCUGGGCGUCUACGGCAGCCCCUACACCGGCACCCAGGGCUACGGCAACUACGUCGCCUACGGCACCGAAGCCUCCGCCUUCUACUCUUUGAACAGCUUCGAGGCCAAGGAGGGGAGCGGGUCUGCGCAUGCGGGCAUCGCCCCGGCCGCUGCCUACUAUCCCUACGAUCACACCCUCGGCCAGUACCAGUAUGACAGGUACGGCACGAUGGACGGCGGGACGCGGCGGAAGAACGCCACCCGGGAGACCACCAGCACCCUCAAGGCCUGGCUGCAGGAGCAUCGCAAGAACCCCUACCCCACCAAGGGCGAGAAGAUCAUGCUGGCCAUCAUCACCAAGAUGACCCUCACGCAGGUCUCCACCUGGUUUGCCAACGCCCGCCGGCGCCUCAAGAAGGAGAACAAGAUGACCUGGCCGCCGCGGAACAAGUGCUCGGACGAGAAGCGGCCCUACGAGGACGAGGACGAGGAGGAGGAGGAGGGCUCGCAGGAAGACGCGCUGAAGAGCGAGAAAGCCGAGGAGCCCCCGGGCAAGGAGGAGAAGGAGCUGGAGCUCAGCGACCUGGAGGAGCUGGAAGCGCUGGAGUCGGAGAGCUCCGAGUGCGAGCUGAAGGUCCCCUUCGCGCCGCAGCCCCCGGGCGGCGGCGGCCAGCAGCUGCGGGCCGCCCCCCGCCGGGAGCCCCCCGCCAAGGCGCCGCUGCCGCCCGCUGCCCCGGAGCCGGACGGCGAGCGGGCCAAGAGCUGCCUCAAGGCGGCGGAGGGCAGCGCGCCGGAGCUGCUGGGCGCCCGGCCGCGCGCCUGCGAGGCCAAGGCGUGCUUCCAGCCGGGGCAGCAGCUGCUGGAGGCCAAGCCGCGGAUCUGGUCCCUGGCGCACACCGCCACCUCCCUCAGCCAGGCCGAGUACCCCUCCUGCAUGCUCAAGCGCCAAGGGGCGGCCGCCGCCUCCGCCGUCUCUGCCCCGCUCGGUGUCAUCGACCGGCACCAGGACUCGCCGGUCACCAGCCUCAGGAACUGGGUGGAUGGGGUGUUUCACGACCCCCUCUUCAGGCACAGUACUUUGAACCAAGCCUUGGGCAGCACCACCGUUUCCUGGGCCACCACCAAAGGGGCCAUCCUGGAAACGGGAGCCUUGGGACGCUCGGUGGGCAGCGGCGCCAGCGCGCUCAAGGGGCAGCUCUCAAACUUGGCCCACCAGGACUCAAGCAAAGAAUUUGUUGCAUUUCCCAAAUCAGGAAGCAAAAUGUUUUGUUCCUAACGGCCCACCGCGGGCGAGAGGACUUGCUAACACUUGAAGAGUCAGCUACACUGAAAAGAGACUGGCGAGAGUUUAAAUUUAAAUAUAAAACUUUUUUUAAGCAACAGAAACAAGGAUUUAAAGUUCAGUUUGCUCGGUUCAACGGACAGACUGCUUUACCCAUCGCUGUUCUGAAGAAUUUCUCCUGGCUAUGACUCUAAGGGAUCAAUGUCGUGAGAGUUAUUUAAUUCCAUGUCCGAAAGCACGUACUAUAGUGUAGACCUACUUAAAACGUUUACAUCCCAAAGUUUACAAAAGAGAAAUUUUAAUUCAGAUUUAAUUUAAGGCAUGCCAGCAUUAGUUAUAAAGACUUUUCGAGAGUUUUUCCUUCUAAUUUCCUUGUUAGCAUAUAAUUCACAAACAGCACUUCUACUAAGUUUACACCUACUGCACAAAUUUAUCUUGACAAAGAUAUGUUAAAAGGUAUGUUCACUCCAAUAAAUUGUCUGUUUCAGAGGUAA
Molecule: messenger RNA, 2813 nt
Organism: Dromaius novaehollandiae (emu)
Lineage: Eukaryota; Metazoa; Chordata; Aves; Casuariiformes; Dromaiidae
Gene: IRX4
Product: iroquois homeobox 4
Exons: 7
Coding region: 853-2313 (486 amino acids)
Biological process (GO): regulation of transcription by RNA polymerase II; cell development; neuron differentiation
Cellular component (GO): nucleus
Molecular function (GO): RNA polymerase II cis-regulatory region sequence-specific DNA binding; DNA-binding transcription factor activity, RNA polymerase II-specific
Source: RefSeq, a predicted model, not a curated record